AUGUCAUCGCUCGGAUCUUUGCUGUCCAUGUAUGGAUGUUACCAAUAUCACAAUAAAGUUGGUGGUGCUAGAAUUGAUCAUGAGGAGUUUGAUGCUGAGCAAGGCACUUCUGGGGCACCUAGAGAUGCAGAAAAUUCUAACAUGUCCAACGUUGUGAAAAGCUUGGGCCCCAAUGAGGAACGCCCUGUUCGCCAAAUUGCAGGCUUCUGGGGUUACGCUUUUCAAAUAAUUUUCCAGGUUAAUCUCCUAAAGCAAUGA
Molecule: messenger RNA, 258 nt
Organism: Ilex paraguariensis (yerba mate)
Lineage: Eukaryota; Viridiplantae; Streptophyta; Magnoliopsida; Aquifoliales; Aquifoliaceae
Source: the annotation of a GenBank genome assembly